AUGGCCCUGUGCCUGCCUCGCACGUUGGGAGAACUCCAACUGUACCGCGUCCUGCAGCGAGCCAACCUCCUCUCCUACUAUGAGACCUUCAUCCAGCAGGGCGGCGACGACGUGCAGCAGCUGUGCGAGGCCGGCGAAGAGGAGUUCCUGGAGAUCAUGGCCUUGGUCGGCAUGGCCACCAAGCCCCUACACGUCCGGCGCCUCCAGAAGGCCUUGCGGGAGUGGGCGACCAACCCGGGGCUCUUCAAUCAGCCGGUGCCCUCCAUCCCCGUGAGCAGCAUACCCCUCUUCAAGAUCUCCGAGUCUGGGGGGCGCAAAUCGCUCACCAACGGGCACGCCAGCCCAGGAGAGACCCUCGCCAAGGCCAGCGGCACCUCCCCUGCCAAGAGCCCCUCGGAGCCGAGAGACAAGCUCUCUCCUUUGCCAGCCAUUCAGUGGGGCACCCCCGAGUCGGAGGAGGAAGGCGGGGGGUCCUCGCCCGUCGGGCACCCUUUGGCCGCGGAGCAUCUGGACCCGGAGCUGGUCCAGGCCGUGUCGGAGAGCGCAGAGCGGCUUUUGCGCAGCUGCCCUCGCGGGGGCGACACCGAGCUGAGAGCCCUCAUGAAGAUGAACAAGAAGCUGGCCAAAGCGGUGGGGCACAUCUUCCGGAUGGACAGUGGGGACCCCCGCAAGGAGGAAGAGAUCCGGCGCCACAGCGCCAUCUAUGGGCGAGGGGAAGCCCGGCGAUGCGAGAGCAAGCAGCUCACGUUGCAUGAGCUGACCAUCAACGAAGCUGCGGCCCAGUUUUGCCUGCGGGACCCUUCCCUGCUGCUCCGUCGCGUGGAGCUCUUUUCGCUGUCGCGCCAGGUGGCUCGGGAGAGCAGCUACCUAACCUCGCUGAAGGGAUCCAGGCUGCAUCCAGAUGAUGGUGGUGUUGGGCAAGCCAAGAGACUCAAGCAGGAGGUUGCAGAGCACAGCCGGCCGGAUCUUCCCUUGGUCUGUGAACCAUUCCUUCCUCAGUACCGGUCCAGCAUAGAGGAAGACACAGCCAGCUUGUCAGGGGAAAGCUUAGAUGGACACCCACAAGCCACGGGCUCCUGUCCUCGGCUCACGCCGCCCCCCAAUGCGGCCUCUGAUGCGCUGUUGAGCCUCCCGCCCCACGGGCUAUGGAGCCGCCACAUCCUGCAGCAGACGCUGAUGGACGAAGGCCUGCGAUUGGCUCGGCUGGUGUCUCAUGAGCGGGUGGGACGGCUCAGCCCAUGCCUGCCAGGCAAGCCCCAGGGUCCAGAGUUUGGGGAAAACCUCUCCGAGCGGUGCCAGGCCCCGACAGCGCCGCUCGAGGCCAGAAGGAACAGCAUCAAAGUCGAACCGGAGACCAGCCGGCAAUAAGUGGCAGGUGACUCGGUGCCCGGUCACCAAGCAAUAAUGUGCCAACCAGCUC
Molecule: messenger RNA, 1420 nt
Organism: Euleptes europaea (tarantolino)
Lineage: Eukaryota; Metazoa; Chordata; Lepidosauria; Squamata; Sphaerodactylidae
Gene: NAB2
Product: NGFI-A binding protein 2
Exons: 6
Coding region: 1-1368 (455 amino acids)
Biological process (GO): negative regulation of DNA-templated transcription
Cellular component (GO): nucleus
Molecular function (GO): transcription factor binding; transcription coregulator activity
Source: RefSeq, a predicted model, not a curated record